Phyllostomus hastatus (greater spear-nosed bat) is the source of this 3650-nucleotide messenger RNA. RefSeq names its product von Willebrand factor A domain containing 3A (gene VWA3A). Lineage: Eukaryota; Metazoa; Chordata; Mammalia; Chiroptera; Phyllostomidae. The record is from RefSeq and is a predicted model, not a curated record. The transcript is spliced from 32 exons.
AUGGCAACACAAACUAGUCAUGUCUCCCACGAUCAAGAUAAUAAAUAUCUAGAAAAUCACUGCACAAAGAGAAACAGAGAUGCAAAGAAGCAAUUGAUCCAGAAGGAUGUCAGUGAACUUGGCCAAAAUCCAGACGAUGGACUGCUAGUUACACAUAUUAAUCAGACACAAGACUUACUGAGGCUACAAGAAUGGGAGAUCCAGCCCUCAGCAUGGGAUGAUGCACAUGAUUGGCUUUCAACUCACAGUUUAAAGUUUGAGAAGCUCACCUUGGCUGACCUGAUCUGUCAGGGCACAGCUGUGCUGGAGGACAGCAGUGCCGUGAAGAAAAUGCAGUUCUCACCCCAGAUCAUCCGCCAGUUCGAAGCAAAGCUUUCUGAAGCUAUAGGACUUUAUCAACAGAGAAUUCAGUGGCUUACAGAAAACAGCAAAAAGGCAUUUGGCCUCAUCAAGGGGGCCAGAGUCGGUGUUCUCAUUGAUGUGUCGGCCAUCAGCAGUAGCCCUAGGAAUGAAGAAUUUCAAAAUGACCUCAUGAGCCUGAUUGAUGAGCAGCUGAGUCGCAAGGAGAAGCUGUACGUCCUGUCCUUUGGCACCACCAUCAGACCCCUCUGGCCAGACCCCGUGGACGUCAGCACCUCCAUCCUACAGGAAUUCAAGCUCUGGGUAAAGCACCUGCAGCCUGAUGGAGGCAGCAAUCUGCUGCAAGCCCUGAAGAAAACCUUUGCUCUAAAAGGGCUGGAUUCCUUAGUGACCAUAUUAGGAAGCUGCCCAGAUCAGCCUGCUGAAAUCCUGUCUGACUAUAUCCAACAGUCCACCAUGGGAAGGGACCUCCACACCCACAUCAUCACCUACAAAUGCGACGAUCAGGUGCCCCCUGCUGUCCUGAAGAACUUUGCGGAAGCUGUUGGGGGCCACUAUCACUGCUACACCCUAGAGACGGAGAUCUGCACCAGCCCAGACAUUGACCAGCUACUGGUGGAAAUCCAGAAGGCCCAGAGCCUCCUGGGCCACAUCCAAGCUCUGUGCUACAGUGCCCCCAGUGAGGAGCUGACAGGCAUCAUGAAGGAGAUUUCUACAGAAAUUGCACAAGGGCCCCUCAGAAGUCUCUUGCCUAAACCCCCAAAGCAUGAAGCCCCCCUCACAAUUGAGUUCCCAAACUUGGACAAGACUUCUGCAGAAUGGCUAAAGGACAAUGGCCUAAAAGCGAAGAAGCUAAGCCUUUAUCAGGUUCUGGCACCCAACGCAUUCUCUCCCAUUGAGGAAUUUGUGCCUGUUCUCCAGAAAAUGGUAUCAUCAACUGUCCAUGAGAAGGCAAUGGUACAAUUUCAAUGGCAUGAUGGGACAGUGAAGAAUGUUCAUGUGGACCUGCCCUUCCUCUAUGAGUACCAGAAACAGCUCAGCAGAGUUAUUCGGAUGUACGAGAGGCGGAUCGAAUGGCUCUCAUUGGCCAGCAGAAGAAUCUGGGGCACCGUCUGUGAAAAAAGGGUGGUUAUACUGCUCGAUAUCUCUGCGACCAAUUCCAUGUACAUUAUUCAUAUCCAGCAUUCCCUGCGACUUCUGCUGGAGGAGCAACUGUCCAACAAGGACGCUUUCAAUGUCAUUGCGUUUGGAAGCUCAAUCGAAAGCUGGAGGCCCAAGAUGGUUUCCAUGAGCCACGACAAUUUACAAAGUGCUUGGCAGUGGGCCCUGACCCUGAAGUGUCAGGGCAGCAGGAACAUCCUCAGCGCCUUGCGGAAGGCUGUGGAAGUGGAUUUCAAGGACAGAGACAAACAGCAAUCUCAGGGCAUCUACCUUUUCACAGGGGGCAUUCCGGAUCAGGACAUGUCCAUGCUCAGUGCCUACAUGACCGAGGCCUGUGGGGGCUGCGACCUCCAGCUGAAUGUGUGUCUCUUCUAUGUGGGUGAGCCACAGAUGGACAUCACUCCCCCUGCCUGCUAUGCCAGCCGCACCGACACAGCCACUGCCUACCGAGAGCUCACCCAGGCUGCUGGUGGCCGCUUCCACUGGUUUGGAGACACAGGCAUUUACGAAAGUGAUGACAUCAACACCAUCAUGUCUGAGCUGGAAAAAGCCCUCAACUAUUCUCAAAAGUGUGCCUUACUAGUGUCCUCCCUGAAGAACCAGUCCAGGAAAGACCUCGAAAGUGCAUCCCUCCCAAAAGAAAAGCCAAAGAUGCUCAAGCAAAGAAGUCAGCCCAAGAAACUCUGAAAGACCACAGCCCCCUCGGCGGUCAGAAUGAGCACUAGAGAUGACCCUGAUGGAGAGAGAAGUCCCAUAUUGAAAGCUCUGGUAUGGCGGCCACUCAGUGGCAAAGUGAGCACCCCACCAGCUGCAGCUCAGUUGGCCAGAGAGGACACUGCAGAGUGGAAGAGGAAGACCCAGGCGAGGGAAGCAGAAAUGUCUCUCUCACUGUUUUAUACAGAGACUGGGAAUAACGUGGGCUCAGUGUACAGGAAGUACCCCCGAGGAAGAAGCCUAAGAAGGGUUAGCUCUUCGAUUGAGCUGCCCAGAAAGGAUACAGUCUGCUCAAGUGAAGAGUGGGUAGCAAAUUACGGACUAAAAAAACUGAAGAUGGGGAUCUCCAGCCUCAUCGGUCCCAAAUGCGCUCAUCAAAAGUCAGUACAGAGGCUGGCAGCAGUCAAAUACUGCAGCAUCUUCCCCAGCAUAGAAGUCAAUGGGAUGGUGAGACACAUUCAGUGGACACCUAGGGAAAUUGAAGUGUACAUCACAUGCCUAAAGAAGGUGAUGAGACGCUAUGUCCAGAGGCUGCAGUGGCUGCUGUCUGGGAGCCGCCGACUGUUUGGCACCAUUUUGGAGAAAAGAGUGUGCAUCCUGCUGGACACCUCAGGGUCUAUGGGCCCCUACCUGCAAAAGGUGAAGACAGAGCUGAUUCUACUGAUUUGGGAGCAGCUGAGGAAGCACUGUGACAGUUUUAACCUGAUCAGCUUUUCUGAGGACCCACAACUGUGGCAGGACACUCUGGUGGAGACCUCAGACACAGCAUGUCACCAGGCCAUGCAGUGGGUGACCCACCUCCGUGCUCAGGGAAGCACCUCAGUCUUACAAGCAUUACUGAAAGCUUUCAGUUUCCGUGAUGUGGAAGGAUUAUAUCUCCUGACUGAUGGAAAGCCAGACACAAGCUGCAGCUUUAUUCUCAGUGAAGUGCAAAGACUCAAGGAGGAGCGCAAUGUGAAAAUACACACCAUUUCCCUGAGCUGCAUGGGCAGGGUGGAAGCUAACUUCCUGAGAAAUCUGGCCUCCCUCACUGGGGGGCGCUAUCACUGCCUUGUUGAUGAUGACCUGCUCUUCCAAAUUCUCCGCCUGCUGACCAAGGGCUUCAUGGAUGAAAGGGACUCCAUGUUGCCAUCAUUUGAAGGAGAUGAUUUAAAGAGAUUGGCCCAGGAGAUCACUAAAGCCAGAACCUUCCUCUGGCAGGCCCAGUCAUUCAGGUCCCAGUUCCAGAAGAAAAACAAUACAUAACAAAGGUCAUGUGAUUAUUUUGUAGAGAAGUCAUCUCAGGUAAGGGGAUGGACUCCCCAUCCUUUGAGUGUUCACUAAGGGCCAGGAAGCAUGCUCUGUUUUGUGGAUAGUAGUAUCUAUUAGAAGGGAUCAAAAAUAGUGAUUCCUCUAAACAGAAAGACCAUCCUACA